Molecule: messenger RNA, 3781 nt
Organism: Pseudovirgaria hyperparasitica
Lineage: Eukaryota; Fungi; Ascomycota; Dothideomycetes; Acrospermales; Acrospermaceae
Product: PIN domain-like protein
Exons: 2
Coding region: 38-3781 (1247 amino acids)
Biological process (GO): nucleotide-excision repair
Cellular component (GO): nucleus
Molecular function (GO): DNA endonuclease activity; single-stranded DNA binding
Source: RefSeq, a predicted model, not a curated record
UGUCACGAAUGCGCGACUUGAUACAUCUUCCUGGGCUAUGGGUGUCACCGGCUUAUGGGAAGUGGUCAAGGAAUGCGGUCGUCCGAUCAAAAUCGAAACGUUAAAUAGGAAGCGUCUGGCGGUUGAUGCCUCCAUCUGGAUCUACCAGUUUCUCAAAGCCGUUCGCGAUAAAGAAGGCAAUGCGCUACGUAACAGUCAUGUGGUCGGGUUCUUCCGUCGUAUAUGCAAACUACUUUUUAUCGGAAUAAAGCCGGUCUUCGUAUUCGAUGGCGGCGCUCCUAUCCUGAAGAGACAAACAAUCAGUUCUAGAAGGUCACGAAGAGAAGGACGGCGUGACGAUGCAGUACGAACAGCUGGAAAACUCCUAGCUGUGCAGAUGCAGAAAAGAGCCGAAGAGGAGGAACAAAAGCGCAAAGAUGUCUUGGAAGGUUCUCGACACAAUGAGGAAGAGGAGGAGCUUCCGGACAAUUUGGUGUACGUGGACCAGAUUGGGAUGACAGCACAAGAGCGACAGCAAAGCAAAAAGUUUCGCAAAACGGAUGCUUAUCAUUUACCCGACUUAGACGCCUCGAUGGCUUCUAUGGGUGCGCCAAACGAUCCACGCAUAAUGUCUCUCGAAGAAUUGGAACAAUACGCGCGGCAAUUCGAGCAGGGCGAAGAUAUCAGCGUGUACGACUUCUCCAAGAUAGAUUACGAUAGUGCAUUCUUUACAAGCUUGCCUGAGGCAGAUCGCUACAACAUCUUGAAUGCCGCGCGUUUGAGAAGUCGACUUCGUAUGGGAUAUUCGAGAGAGCAACUCGAUGUCAUGUUUCCGGACAGGAUGGCAUUCUCGAAAUUUCAGAUUGAUCGUGUCAAGGAGCGUAAUGAACUUACGCAGCGUCUCAUGAACAUUAAUGGCAUGAACGAACAAGGUAUGCUUGGCGUCAAUGGAACUAGCAGAGUUGCCGGUGAACGAGGUCGCGAGUAUGUCUUGAUCAAGAAUGAUGGCGUCGAAGGUGGCUGGGCUUUAGGCGUCGUUAGUAGCAAGGAUGAUGGUCAGCGCAACAAGCCGAUCGAUAUCGAUGAGCUGGAUAAGAAGGAAGCAGAGGAAGAAGAAGAGGACUGGGAAGACGAUGAGGACUUCGAAGACGUUCCAAUCGAGGGUCUCAAUCGACUUCCGAAACAACGACCUUCUGAUAUUACUCUCUCGCACCAAGCCCCUUCAAGAGCAGAUGGACUUGCAAAGAGGAGAGCAGCACUCUAUAGUUCACGUCGGCAGAGUAAUUCGAGACGAGUGUCUCGCAUGAAUAGAUCUCAUCCGGCAGACCCUGAGUCGCUAUUUAUUGCCGAAGAUGCAGGUGAAGAAGACUUGGAAGUUAUGAAAGCCGAUCACAGCGAUGACGCAGCAGAAGAGUAUGACACACAUGCAUACAAUGAAGAUGAAGAAUUGGAGCGUGCUAUAGCUAUGUCUAUGCAGCAAGGAGAUGAUAUACCUGGUCCACUAGCUAACAACAUGGACAUGGAUGUUGAUAAUGAUUACGAAGAAGUAUUCCGCCAAUCUCGCGUCGAUGAAGCAAAACCCUUUACGAGAGGGAGUGGAAUGUCCAUUGCUCAUAUGGCAAACGCUCGCAGCAACAAGGCCGCGGUAGCGCCUGAUGUUGUGAGUGAGGACGAAGAUCAUAUCGACUUUCAAGCUGCGCUUGCCGAGUCAAGGCGAUCGAAACGAACAUCGAGCCCUACCAGGCAGAAAGGCGAGAGCAAGAAGAAGAUGCAAGACCUUGAAGAGGACCGUGCUGGCGGCUUCGAAAAGAAAGAUGCGGGUCCAAAGACUAAAAAAGGGGAACCAUUACCACCAUGGUUUGCCGGCAAGCUCGAUGAUGAUCUAGCUGCGUCCAAAGCUCGGGAGGACGAAGAAAGAGAUAAAGAAUCUAAAGAACUGAGUUCCAACUUUCAAUUUCAAGAGAUACCCACUCUACGUAAAGAACACCCUGGUGAUGUCAUUGAUCUCGAGGCGCCGGAGGCAUCUGCCAGACAAGCGAUAUUCAUCGACUCUUCAGAUGAUGAUGAGCCUGAGGGUCCAAGUAUGAAGGAAUCUGUCACGGAAGAAUCGGAAAUCAAAAUGGGAGAUUUGGCUGACAAGGUCCGAGUCGAGCCGCCGACAAUGUUGACUGCAGACGUUCGACCAGAUCCUGCCUCAACGACGACUCUCAAUCUUUUGGUCGAGGAAGCUGAAGAAGAACCGCUAGACUGGGAGGCAAGUGAUAACGAGAUAUCGACGUCAAAGGGUCACAUUACUCCUGCAGAUGACCCCGGGGAAGUCACAACAAUUCCUUAUACACGGUCUCCAAUCAUCUCAUUUGAAGAUCGGAUACCAGAUGACGUGGAAGCUGUAAAUAAUCAAGUGCAGCUUGAGGACGCCAAGUCACUGAGCCCCGAUUUCGAAGACGUUCCGAUGAAAGGAAGUGGCAACUUUCCUCUUACCAAUGUGGCGCCUAUACUUGUUGAGGGAGAUGUAGCAGCCGAAAGCGGGUCUAUGCCUGCAGCUGAGAACACCAAUCACCAACUAUUUGAGGAGAUUGAUGAGGAAGAAGAAGACGGAGCCCUGUACUCUGAUCCUGAAGACGAGGCUCUCUUCCUCCAACUGGCAGCUGAAACUGAAGAACACGCACGAUUUGUCUCAACGUUUAACAACAAAACUCAGGAACAGAACGCGCGCGACUACGAUCAAGAGCUAAGGCAACUACGCAAUCAGCAGAAGAAAGAUCGCCGAGAUGCAGAUGAAGUCACGCAAACAAUGAUUACAGAAUGUCAGCAACUACUUGCUCUUUUCGGCUUGCCAUACAUUACCGCUCCUAUGGAAGCUGAGGCGCAGUGCGCGGAGUUAGUCCAAUUACAACUUGUGGACGGUAUAGUUACUGAUGAUUCCGACUGUUUCUUGUUCGGUGGUAACAGGAUCUACAAAAACAUGUUCAAUCAGGCCAAGCAUGUCCAGUGCUAUCUAACUCCAGAUAUAACCGAUGAGCUAGGUCUCGACAGAAAAAAACUAAUAGCAAUUGCUCAGCUACUAGGCUCAGAUUACACUGAAGGUCUUCCAGGUGUUGGGCCGGUCUCAGCGCUCGAAAUAUUGUCAGAAUUCGGCGAUCUGGAGUCCUUUAAAAGAUGGUGGAAUAGUGUGCAAGAUGGUAGCUUGCCCAUCUCGGCUGAAACAUCUGCAUUUCGAAAGAAGUUCCGUCGCGCACAAGGCAAGAAACUGUUCCUACCCCUGUCAUUCCCCGAUCCUAGGGUAGAAGAGGCAUAUCUGAAGCCUGAAGUGGACAAAGAUCCGUCCCAGUUCCAGUGGGGUGUACCAAACCUAGAGGCACUGCGAGACUUUCUCAUGGCUACGAUUGGUUGGACGAGGGAGAGGACAGACGAAGUUCUCGUACCAGUCAUCAAGGAUAUGAACCAAAGAGAGACUGAGGGUACCCAAGCAAAUAUCACAUCGUUCUUUGAAGGCGGUGUUGGCGCCGGAUCUUUCGCACCCCGAGUACGGGAAGGUGGAACUAGUGCGCGAAUGGCGAAUGCGCUGAGUCGAAUUCGUAACCAAGCCAAAGAUGGCACAGCCGGGAACACUCGCUUAGAUGUCGCUGAAGAAGCUGGAGAAGCGAAGCAAACGAAAGACAGAAAGACAGCUACCAAGCGCAAAGCUAGAACUUCUGAUUCGAAAGCCAAAGAGACCCGCACAUCAGAAUCCGCAUCAGAGGGCAAUGGCGAAAUGCAGCCCAAGAAGAAGCCCAAGAGAAGAUCGAAGGCCCCGGGAUAG